This is a messenger RNA of Medioppia subpectinata, 762 nucleotides long. The record is from the annotation of a GenBank genome assembly. NCBI's taxonomy places the organism in Eukaryota, Metazoa, Arthropoda, Arachnida, Sarcoptiformes, Oppiidae.
UGCAACUUCUCUAUAAUGAACGGCCAGUUGCACGACAAAAGUUAUAGGGAGGGUUCAUCCAAGGGAGGUUCGAAAAGUGGAAAUUUGAUCUUAAUCUCUAUAAAUCCGCUCUAUAAAAAUUCGGUACAAAACAAUAUGUAUGGCUCAUGUCUUCUGGAUUUACAAAUGAUAUUCAACUGUACAUUCGCUGAGAUAUCACAUGCAUAUACAGUAUUUGGCAUUACCUACACUAUCGGCUCGCUAAGUAACCAGCAUCAUAAGAUUAUUUAUACGUUAGACAACGAUAUGGCGGAUAACGGAUCUAAUGACACAAAAAUGAAGUCUGAGAAAACUACUGAUUUGUUUCCCGAAAGGAAUUUCUUUAUGAAUGAAUCCAAAAGUGAUGUCGUAUUCAUAACCGAUGGCCAAAGAGUGCCCGCAUUGAGAUACGUAUUAAUGGUGGGAAGCGUUUACUUUGAGGCCAUGUUUUCGGGAAGUUUUGCCGAAACAGACAAAAAGGAGAUCGAGAUUAAGGACACCACUUAUGAGGCGUUCAAAGCUAUCGUUUGGUACUUAUAUUCACGUAAGCUAUCAUUUAAUGAUAAGGAAGACAUGGAUUGCGAUCUCGUGUACGAUGUGUCCAAAUUAGCCGACGCUUACGACAUGGAUUACUUGACACAAUUGAUUAACACAACUGAUGGCCAUUUGUUGGCCAAAUUGGUGGCUAAGGAACGCAAACCUGUGUACUACCAUUGUGCUGGUUGCAGCCCUGAUUACGAAUGA